This is a messenger RNA of Tinamus guttatus (white-throated tinamou), 2233 nucleotides long. The record is from RefSeq and is a predicted model, not a curated record. NCBI's taxonomy places the organism in Eukaryota, Metazoa, Chordata, Aves, Tinamiformes, Tinamidae.
AUGCCCUCUCCUGUUUGCAUCGUCACGAGUCAUGCGAGAUUCCUCAGCGGGGAAGGCUCACGGAAAAAGGGGAAGGCGUCGGAGCACAAGGACCAGCUGUCGCGGCUGAAGCAGAGGGAUCCCGAGUUUUAUAAGUUUUUGGAAGAGAAUGACCGCACGCUGCUGAAUUUUGACGCUUCGGACAGCUCUGAGGAGGAGGAGGAGGAUGAGGGGGUGCACGUGCCGCCCGACACGCUGGAGGAAGCGAGCGAUGAAGAAGAGGAAGAACGGGAGACGGUCAAAAAGAAGAAAGUUGAUUUCAUCCCUGUGAGCUUGAAAAUGGUUGAAAAUUGGAAAAAAGCUGCAGAGAAGCAAUUAACACCAAAACUUUUCCAUGAAAUCACUCAAGCCUUUAAAGCAGCUGUAGCAACCACUAAAGGUGACCAUGGUGGGGCUGAUCCCAGCAAAUUCCAAGUUUCCGAUGCUGCAGUGUUCAAUGCUCUGGUGUCAUUCUGCAUCCGGGACCUAUUCAGCUGCCUACAGAAACUUCUUCUUUUGAAAACUCCAAAAAGCAAACUAAAAAUGGUCCUCCCUUCUACCAGCCCACUUUGGAGCAAGCUGCGACUGGAUAUAAAGGCCUACCUGAGCUGUACCAUCCAACUCCUGUCCUGUUUAACAGAAGCCUCUGUCGGAGCAGCAGUCCUUCAGCAUGUUAACUCCACAGUUCCCUACUAUUUGUCCUUUCCAAAGCAGUGCCGUGUACUUCUCAAGCAAACAAUUCAUCUGUGGAGCACAGGUGAGGAGACAGUCAGAGUAUUGGCCUUCCUGGUGCUGAACAAGAUCUGCCGCUACAAGAAAGAGAUGUACCUAAGUCCUUUGCUCAAGCAAAUGUACAUUGCCUUUGUGAAGAACUCCAGAUUCACGUCCCCCAACGUCCUGCCCAUGAUCAACUUCAUGCAGCGCACGCUGACGGAGCUGUAUGCCCUGGAUACACACACCUCCUACCAGCACGCCUUCAUCUACAUCCGUCAGCUUGCCAUUCACCUGCGUAGUGCCAUGACCAUAAAGAAGAAGGAGAAUUUCCAGUCUGUUUAUAACUGGCAAUAUAUUCACUGCCUCUAUUUCUGGUGUCGAGUUCUCAGCACAAUCUAUCCCAGCGAAGUCAUGGAGCCCCUGAUUUAUCCUUUGACUCAGGUCAUCAUUGGCUGUAUAAAGCUGGUCCCCACGACUCGUUUCUACCCGCUGCGCAUGCACUGUGUCCGGGCGCUCACGCUGCUCUCUGAAAGCACCCGGACCUUCAUCCCGGUCUUGCCCUUCAUCCUGGAGAUUUUCCAGCAAGUGGAUUUCAACAAGAAGCCAGGACGUAUGAGCUCUAAGCCCAUAAACUUUGCAGUGAUCUUGAAGCUCUCUAAUGCCAACCUGCAGGAGAAAGCCUUCCGAGAUGGGCUCAUUGAGCAGCUCUACGACCUGAUACUGGAAUAUGUCCAUUGCCAGGCCUGCAGCAUUGGCUUCCCAGAGCUGGUUCUCCCCACUGUCAUUCAGCUCAAAUCUUUCCUGAAGGAAUGCAAGAUUGCCAACUACUGCAAGCCCAUGCGGCAGCUCCUGGAGAAACUGCAGGAAAAUUCUGCCUACGUCUCCAGCAAGCGUCAAAAAGCCACGUUUGGUGUGGCCAGCAGGGAGGCUGUGGAGCAGUGGGAGAAGCAGCUCAAAGAGGAGGGGACCCCUCUGACCAAGUAUUACACUCAGUGGAAGAAGCUAAGGGAGAAGGAGAUCCAGCUGGAAAUCAGUGGCAAAGAAAGACUUGAAGACUUGAACUUCCCAGAAAUUAAACGUAAGAGGCACGACGAAAGGAAGGAGGAAGAUAAGAAGGAAUUCAAGGACCUCUUUGAGCUGGAGACUGACUCUGAAGAGGAAAGUGUUGGAUUCCCUGUGAAAGGUAAAGCCAAGGCCAAGAAGGCAGCAGGAGCAAAGGUGAAUCCAGCUGACAGCUCCGAGGCCAGCAGUGAGGAGGACUACGGCGAGGACGACGAGGAGGAUGAAGAGGGAGAGUACGAAGUUGAGGAGGACGAGGAAGACCUGGAAGGCGACAGUGACUCAGCUGAGGAGGAGGCCUCGCGGGGUCCCCGUGGGCCACAGAAGCCCAGGAUGUCACGAGCCGACCUCGAGCAGCUGGCGCAAGGAGCCGAGGACACCGUGGAGGACUUGGCUUUCUCUGAUGAAGACUGAGAGCCUUCGCAGCCACCCCGCUAAGCAU